ACGUAUUUGACAUGAGAGCACGUGAUUAGUAUGUGUUGUUAGUGUUUCUUACCUACUGGACGUAAAUAUGUUUCGACAGACGAUAUUAUGUCAUCUCCAUUUUACCAUUGUUUUCAUCGGAGCCGUAAAUCCAGCGUUUAUCCCCAAAACAAAUUGGUUUGCCGAUGCGCAGAAGGAACUACAAAGAAGUCUGCGUGCACAAAGAAACACAAACAUUGCUAAAAAUGUGAUAUUAUUUGUUGGUGACGGGAUGGGCGUCAGUACGGUUUCCGCAGCCCGGAUACUCAGGGGUCAGCUGCAGGGUCGUCCAGGGGAGGAAACUGUACUGGAAUUUGAGAAAUUUCCACACGUAGGGAUGUCUAAAACGUACGCAAACGACUUACAAACUCCCGACUCAGCUUCAACAGCCACAGCAAUGAUGUGUGGAGAGAAAACAAACGGAUACACGGUCGGGGUUAACGACAAUGUCAAAGUCGGAAACUGCUCCAGUCAACCCGGAAAUGAACUGCGCUGCAUUACGGAUUGGUUCCAAGAUGAGGGACGAUCAUCUGGGGUUGUAACAACAACGAGGGUAACCCAUGCUACGCCGGCAGCUGCCUAUGCUAAAACUCCCAAUCGGAAUUGGGAAGGCGACUCCUUGAUGGAGGGCUAUCCCUUAGAAGGAUGUGGCAAAGACAUUGCACAUCAACUCGUCUUCAACUCAACGCUUAAGGUUGUAAUGGGAGGCGGACGGGUAUUUUUCCGUGACAACACUACUACUGACCCAGAAUGGGACAUUCCAGAUUUCAAACGCCGAGAUGGAUUGGACCUUGUGGCGGAAUGGAAAAAGAUGAACAAGCACAAACGGGCAAAAUAUGUUUGGAAUAAGGCCCAGUUUGACAAGGUGGAUCCCUCCAAAACUGACCACCUUCUCGGCCUAUUCGAGGCGUCCCACAUGAACUAUGAGUUAGACAGGGCCUCUGAUAUUGCUGGGGAGCCGUCACUAGCAGAAAUGGCGGAAAAAGCAAUUAAAAUUCUCCGGAAAGAUCCGAAAGGUUUCUUUUUGUUGGUUGAAGGUGGGAGAAUAGACCACGGUCACCAUCAAAACAACGCUAUGAGAGCUUUGCAUGACGUUUUGGUAUUUGAGGAUGCUGUAAAGAAGGCAGUCCAGUUGACCAAUGAGAAAGAGACACUUAUAAUUGUCUCUGCGGAUCAUUCCCAUGUGUUUACGAUGGCUGGAUAUUCCCUAAGAGGAAAUGACAUAUUCGGUAUGUCCAACAAUCCUACGAAGAAUUUUGAUAUGGACGGUGUACCAUAUACAACACUUUCAUAUGCAAAUGGACCGGGACAUAGAUAUGGAUACCGUAAUAUCUCUGACGUCAUAAACUCAACUUCCCUGGAUUUUAAGCAGGAAACCACUGUUCCUUUACGGUCCGAGACCCACGGUGGAGAAGACGUGGCUAUCUAUGCCAGAGGGCCUAUGUCUCAUCUGAUACAUGGGGUCCACGAGCAGCACUAUAUAGCCCACGUAAUGGCGUACGCCGCAUGUGUAGGGCCAAGUAUGUGUGACAGAUCCGGAUAUAAGUGAACAGUGAAAAAUCAGCAUUCAUGGCAUAUCUGUCUGAGAAAAAGAAAAAAAUGGACAUCCUCGGAAGGAGGAUGCCUGGUAUUAAACGGAACUGAAGGGUGUGAGUCGGGCAUGACCGUUUAUAGAAUUGAGUAUACAAUGGGUACAUACAGGUUGUGUAACAAACUCUGGUCAGAAAUAUCGUUAGGUUUUACGGCAUUGAAAUAAUUCAAAAAUGUCUUCAAAUAGAUCUUUCUCAAAGUUCAAUGACGGAAAUUAUUAAGUUACCAGAGAAAGUUCGAGAUAACGUGUCUCUUAAAAUAUUUUGGUUUUUACAUGAAAGCGAAAGGAAAACAUGAAAAUUUGAAAUCAAUUUGAGACGCAUUUAUGAUAAUGUUCUUUAUGCUAGACUGAUAUUAAACUAUUCUUUGUUAAAAAGAUAUUUUUCUUACUACAGUAUUUUCCUUUUAAAGAUAUCCUAUGCUCUUUAACAUAUUUGCUGUUAGAUAAUUAUAUAUUAAGAAUAGUGUUUUUUCGAUAUGGUAUAUGUGAAAUAAGCAAGGAUAAUUAGAUUGUUGCGUUGACAAAACUGUGGACAUCUAUGAAAACCAUGGACAGCGUUAUCAAUACCUUAAAUGCUUAAAUAUGUCGUUACAAAUAUCAAAGGCUUAGUACACGCCAGUUUGGAGACGAUUUCUGCAUUAAAAGAAAUACUUUUACAGUA
Pecten maximus is the source of this 2270-nucleotide messenger RNA. Its product is annotated as alkaline phosphatase, tissue-nonspecific isozyme-like. Bases 68 to 1567 code for a protein of 499 amino acids. The record is from RefSeq and is a predicted model, not a curated record. Gene Ontology annotation, molecular function: alkaline phosphatase activity. NCBI's taxonomy places the organism in Eukaryota, Metazoa, Mollusca, Bivalvia, Pectinida, Pectinidae. The transcript is spliced from 10 exons. Gene Ontology annotation, biological process: dephosphorylation.